CUGUUUACAAUUACAUAAUCUGUAAUUCUAGAAUGCUAAUUACGUAAUUAUGACUGUCUAACAAGUGCAGUUUUGCGCAGAUAGCCUGAAAGCAACUCGUGCUUAACAAACUUUAAGAAUGACUCGAAUAAUAUGAUGUUUGUAGUACAAAUUCAGAAAGCCACAUGCAUGUGUGUAUAUAAAUUCUUUCAUGCUGGAAUUUUAUUGAUAUUAUCUCUAGAUUUAAAAUUGCCUAGUCAGCCACGUCAUCUACGAUUAAAUUCAUCGUAAGCAAGUGAUCGUCGAUUACGAUCUAUGUCAUUAGUUUUCGUAAUACUUCUAGUUAGUCAUCUGCAACGCGUUUGCUAACAUUCUUUGCGAUUUUGUACCAUACUAUGUUAUCUCAAAAUAUACUAGUGCGAACUGGAAAUAUACUUUCCUUAAAUGAAGCAAAAGCAAAAGCAAGUCAAAAUCCUACAGAUGAGUUAAUUGAAACGCUAAAAAUUAUACUGCGAAACAAUGAAGGCACUGGCGAAAAUCCAAUAAUUAUUCAAGGUGUAGAAGACAAUGCUUUGCAAGAUAUCAAUAGAGAAGAUGUUAAGAUAACUGUGAAGGUAUUUAUUUCAUCACCUGAUGUAAGCCUACUGAAAGAGGCAGUAGAUCAAGUUUGUAGUUUUCUAAAUAUAAAUGCAAUUGAAUCUUUAGUAAUUGCUUAUUCAAGCAAGGAAAGUCCAGAAGAAUUAUUAGAAUCAUUGAAACACCUAUGGACUGGAGUAGAAGAGUAUGUGAAAAUUGGCAAAUUAUCAAGUGUUGGUUUAAGUGAUCUCAACACAAAUAUGUUUAUUGAUCUAUUUCAAUGGGCAAAUAUAAAGCCAAAUAUUGUACAAAUUAGUUUAGCUACAUGUUGUGUUGUACCACCAGCUUUGCAGACAUUCACUAAAGAAAAUGAUGUGCAAUUAUUAACACAUAAUGAUCCUGGCCAAAUUCUACCUCAAGAAGAUCUAAAUAGAAUAUUCAACGCUAAUACAAGUUCAUAUUGGGUUACAAGAUACCAAAUUCAUCUAAAAUGUCGUGGUAUUUUAUCUUCAAAGGGUUACCUAAUAUAUGUUAACAAAAAAACGAAAUAAUAUUAUAUUUUUGUCCAUAUCAAAAAAAUGUCUGUAAUUCAAAUUAUAAUAGUGCUUAUAUUCCAAUGAUAUUGAGUUAUCUUUUACGUUAUAAUACACAUAUAAAUCAUUUAUGCUUAGUUGUUUCUAAAGAAAUAUUGUUUUGUUUACAGUAAUUAUUAAAAUUGUUAAUUGAUAUUGUUGAUUCAUUUGUAAACAUUCGGAGGUGAAUGCAUUUUGUCAAUUAUUGGAUUUUCCAUGCAUAUUUAUGAAAAUAAACAUUUAGUUAGCAUAA
Molecule: messenger RNA, 1380 nt
Organism: Bombus terrestris (buff-tailed bumblebee)
Lineage: Eukaryota; Metazoa; Arthropoda; Insecta; Hymenoptera; Apidae
Gene: Gclm
Product: glutamate--cysteine ligase regulatory subunit
Exons: 6
Coding region: 375-1106 (243 amino acids)
Biological process (GO): glutathione biosynthetic process
Cellular component (GO): glutamate-cysteine ligase complex
Molecular function (GO): glutamate-cysteine ligase catalytic subunit binding; enzyme regulator activity
Source: RefSeq, a predicted model, not a curated record